Messenger RNA from Ochotona curzoniae (black-lipped pika), 951 nucleotides. RefSeq names its product putative olfactory receptor 2W6. The transcript has a single exon. NCBI's taxonomy places the organism in Eukaryota, Metazoa, Chordata, Mammalia, Lagomorpha, Ochotonidae. The record is from RefSeq and is a predicted model, not a curated record. Gene Ontology annotation, cellular component: membrane. Gene Ontology annotation, molecular function: olfactory receptor activity; G protein-coupled receptor activity. The coding region runs from base 7 to 951 and encodes 314 amino acids. Gene Ontology annotation, biological process: G protein-coupled receptor signaling pathway.
UUGCUGAUGGGGAGCACCAACACAUCCUCCUUCGAGGGCUUCAUCCUGGUGGGCUUCUCUGACCGCCCCCGCCUGGAGCUCAUCAUCUUUAUGGUGGUCCUCACCUUCUACCUGCUGACCCUCCUGGGCAACAUGGCUAUCAUCUUGCUUUCAGCUCUGGACUCCCGGCUGCACACACCCAUGUAUUUCUUUCUGGCCAAUCUCUCCUUCCUGGACAUGUGCUUCACCACAGGUUCCAUCCCUCAGAUGCUCUACAACUUGUGGGGCCCAGACAAGACCAUCAGCUACGUGGGCUGUGCCAUCCAGCUCUACUUCGUGCUGGCCCUGGGAGGUGUGGAGUGUGUCCUGCUGGCUGUCAUGGCCUAUGACCGCUAUGUUGCUGUCUGCAAGCCCCUUCACUACACGGUCAUCAUGCACUGGCGCCUCUGUGGGCAGCUGGCUUCGGUGGCCUGGUUGAGCGGCUUCGGCAAUUCUCUCAUCAUGGCACCCCAGACGUUGAUGCUGCCUCGCUGUGGGCAUAGGCGUGUGGACCACUUUCUCUGUGAGAUGCCAGCACUCAUUGGUAUGGCUUGUGUGGAUACCAUGGCCCUUGAGGCACUGGCUUUUGCCUUGGCAAUCUUCAUCAUCCUGCUGCCACUCAUCCUCAUCCUCAUCUCCUACGGUUACAUUGCACGAGCAGUGCUCAGGAUCAAGUCGGCCGCUGGGCGAAAGAAAGCCUUCAACACCUGUAGUUCCCACCUCAUUGUUGUCUCUCUCUUCUAUGGUACAAUUAUCUAUAUGUACCUCCAACCAGCAAACACAUAUUCCCAGGACCAGGGCAAAUUCCUUACUCUUUUUUACACAAUUGUCACCCCCAGUGUUAACCCCCUGAUCUAUACGCUGAGGAACAAAGAUGUCAAAGAGGCCAUGAAGAAGGUGCUAGGGCAGCAGAGUGCCAAAGCACAGGAAUGA